CUUCACUUCAAAUCACUGAGCAGAAGUAGGAACUUCUGAUGUAAUCAGUCCCAGAAAACCUUGCAAAGUGAAGUGCUUGGAAAAUAAAGUUAAACGAUAAUAGAGCAAAAUAUCACUAAUCAAGGAAAAUGACAGCUUCUGCUCAGAGGAAAGGUGAAUAUAAAACUCUACUGGUCACCACCAAGAACAAGAUCACAAAAAUAAUGUUGAAUCGCCCAGACAAAAAAAAUGCUAUUAAUCUUGUGAUGUACAGAGAAAUUAUGCAAGCACUUGAAGAAGCAGCCGAGGAUGAUUCCACCUUAAUCGUUAUAACAGGAUGUGGUGAUUACUUCUCUAGUGGGAAUGAUCUUUCCAAUUUUGGUGAAGAUUUGCUUGAGAUACUGAAAAAUAAUGGCAAUUGGCUGAGGAACUUUAUCAGUCAUUUUAUUGACUUUCCUAAGCCACUAAUAGCAGUCGUGAAUGGUCCUGCUGUUGGCAUCUCUGUCACUCUUCUUGGCCUGUUUGAUAUUGUAUAUGCUUCAGACAAGGCAGUGUUUCAGACCCCAUUCACCCAACUUGGUCAGUGUCCAGAAGGAUGCUCAAGUUACACCUUCCCUAAAAUAAUGGGUGCUGCAAAGGCGAAUGAGAUGCUUCUUUUCAACAAGAAGAUAACAGCAGAAGAAGCAUGCGCCCGUGGUCUUGUGACUGAGGUUUUUUCUGAUAGUGCUUUUCAGGGAGAAGUUUGGACAAGACUGAACGCAUAUGCAAAUCUCCCUAAGAAUUCUCUAGCCGUCUCCAAACAAUUAAUGAGAAGCGUGGAAAAAGAAAUCCUGCAUGCAGUUGCUUCACGAGAGUGUGACCAGCUUCUGGAAAGAUGCUUUUCAGAUGAGUGCAUUAAUGCCAUAAUGAGUUUCUUUCAGAAGAAGUCAAAAUUGUAAUCUCUAUUGAAUAACAUUUCUAUUGCCCAUAUAAAAUUUACAUUUAUAUUCUCUACAUAUUUUAGGUUUUUCUUGCACUCGAGUUAGGGAUGAUGUAUCAUAUGCAGUUUGAACAGCAAUACUUGGCAAUGUUUUUCUUCCCAAGGGUCUCACUGUUUACCUGGGCUAGUGUUACAUUCUGCAGUGCUGAUACUCUGCAACAGAAAGCUGUAUCUCAUAAAUACAGUCCUUAAGUGAAUAUAUCAUGCAUUAGUUACAAUGAUUUCAUGUAUGUC
Sceloporus undulatus (fence lizard) is the source of this 1192-nucleotide messenger RNA. Its product is annotated as enoyl-CoA delta isomerase 2-like. The transcript has 8 exons. The record is from RefSeq and is a predicted model, not a curated record. NCBI's taxonomy places the organism in Eukaryota, Metazoa, Chordata, Lepidosauria, Squamata, Phrynosomatidae. The coding region runs from base 129 to 917 and encodes 262 amino acids.